AUGUGUGGCAUCAUUGCUGUGAUCCAUGGGGAUCCCAAAUCCCAGUCGGCAUCUGUCGAGAUCCAUGAUGCCCUCUACCUGCUCCAGCAUCGUGGUCAGGACGCCGCGGGUAUCGUCAGUUGUAGCACGGGUGGACGCUUCCACCAGUGCAAGGGCAAUGGCAUGGCCUCCAAGGUCUUCCAGGACGGCGCCCGCGUUUCCGACCUGCCUGGCUUCAUGGGCCUCGGCCACCUGCGGUACCCUACCGCUGGCAGCAGCGCAAAUGCUGAGGCACAGCCCUUCUACGUCAACAGUCCCUACGGCAUCUGCAUGACACACAAUGGCAAUCUCAUCAAUGCGCCCGCCCUUCGCCGACGUCUGGACCACGAAGCCCACAGGCACAUCAACACCGAGAGCGACAGCGAGCUGAUGCUGAAUAUCUUUGCUGACGAGCUCAAUGAGACUGGAAAGGCCCGUAUCAACGCCGACGAUUGCUUUGCGGCUCUGGAACGAAUGUACAAACUGUGCACUGGUGGUUGGGCAUGCACUGCUAUGUUGGCCGGAUUUGGCCUCCUCGGAUUCCGCGAUCCAUACGGCAUCCGCCCCAUGGUCAUCGGGUCGCGCAAGUCCCAAGAUGGCACGAGCAUGGACUACAUGAUGGCUUCCGAGAGUGCUGCUCUAGUACAGUGUGGUUACAAGGACUUCCAGGACAUUCUCCCUGGACAGGCCGUUAUCAUUGAGAAGGGCAAGGAACCUGUAUUUAGACAGGUUGCGAAACAGGAAGCCUACACUCCAGAUAUCUUCGAGUAUGUCUACUUCGCUCGUCCAGAUUCUGUCAUUGACGGAAUCGAUGUCGACGAGAGUCGACGCAACAUGGGCUUCACGCUUGCCGAGACCAUCAAGCGCCAACUUGGUCCCGAGAGGAUGGCUGAAAUCGACGUUGUCAUGCCUAUCCCGGAAACCUCAAUCACUUCGGCGCUGUGUGUUGCAGAAGCUCUCGACAAGCCGUACGUUCAGGGUUUCGUCAAGAACCGCUACAUCUUCCGCACAUUCAUCAUGCCCUCGCAAAAGCUGCGGCAAAAGGGCGUGCGGGCAAAGCUGAACCCCAUGAAGAAGAAGUUUGAAGGCAAGAAUGUGUUACUGGUGGACGACUCCAUUGUGCGUGGGACAACCUCUCGUGAGAUUGUGCUCAUGGCACGAGAGGCAGGCGCAAAGAAGGUGUACUUCACUUCCUGCGCGCCACCCAUUACUAAUGCGCACAUCUACGGUAUCGAUCUGGCAUCAUCUUCAGAGCUGAUUGCCCACCACCGUGACUCAGCCGCUAUUGCAAAGCACAUUGGUGCGGAUGAUGUGGUUUACCAAACACUUCAUGAUCUUGAAGUGGCAUGUGCCCGUCUAUCCCCCCGCGAUCCAGCGACCCAAAAGUUCGAGGUCGGUGUAUUCUGCGGCAAGUAUGUCACGCCCGUGGAUGCUGAUUACUUUGAUCACCUUGAGAGGGUGCGAGGAGAGUCCCGCAAGCACAAGGUCAUGGAGAAGGCACGGGAAGCUGUCCUCAACGGUGUUGCUGACCAACAGCAAAUUCGUAUGGCUGCGAAGGGAGUGGAGGUCGACCAACACGGUAACGUCAUCCCGUCGGAUGAGACUGGCUCGCCUGAGUGGCAUCCGGUAAACGGUGCCGGUCAAGGUUCCUCAAAUAACGCGUUAGACAACAAAAACACCGACUGCGAGCAGCGACGAUUUGCGAGCAGUCAGGAUAUCAGCUUACACAACCUUAACGACUUCAACUAA
This is a messenger RNA of Plenodomus lingam JN3, 1767 nucleotides long. RefSeq lists its product as uncharacterized. Gene Ontology annotation, biological process: purine nucleobase biosynthetic process; purine nucleotide biosynthetic process. The record is from RefSeq and is a predicted model, not a curated record. Gene Ontology annotation, cellular component: cytoplasm. Lineage: Eukaryota; Fungi; Ascomycota; Dothideomycetes; Pleosporales; Leptosphaeriaceae. Gene Ontology annotation, molecular function: amidophosphoribosyltransferase activity.